Molecule: messenger RNA, 354 nt
Organism: Bipolaris zeicola 26-R-13
Lineage: Eukaryota; Fungi; Ascomycota; Dothideomycetes; Pleosporales; Pleosporaceae
Exons: 2
Coding region: 1-354 (117 amino acids)
Source: RefSeq, a predicted model, not a curated record
AUGUCUGGAAACUCAAGCGUCGGCAACAGGACCGUCUACGAGGCUGGCGACCAGGUCACCAAGUCCAACGCCGAGAUCGAGCAGGAGAAGAAGGAGAACAGGUUCCACGAGGGCAAGGAGAACUCUCACAAGGCUCUUGACUCAAAGGACGAGCGAUCAAUUGCCAACAAGCUCGAGCGCGAGGAGAAGCGCGAGAAGGAGGGUGAGGAGAAGUCUCUCGAGGACCUGCAGAGGGAGAAGGAUGCUACCCUGCCUGCACGCGCACACGGCAACGAGCCCUCCAAGGGAGCCAAGAUCGACCAGGAACUGAGGGAAGAGGACGAGGCCAUGCUCAAGAAGAAGGGCGCUGCCUAA